AUGGCGCGCCGAGGACAGCUGCGGUGGUUCUCGACCUACAUGAUGCUGGCCUGCGCGCUCCUCCUCCAGCGCAUCCUCGCCCAAGAAGAGUCCAAGGAAGCCAAGGGAACCAAGGGCUCGCAUGAGGCGACAGAGGCCAGCCACGAGGACGAGGCAGCCGAGGCCUACUACACGGCCGUCGCCUCGGUGGUCACGAUCACCGCGCUCAUCUUCAUGUCCAUUGUCUUCGAGACCGCUUCCGAGCACCUCAAGGAGUCGACGGAAGAGACCAACAUGCCGUUCAUCAGCACCAUCUUUAGCGAACUUACGACGCUGGGCUUUAUUGGCUCGGUGCUCUUCGUUGUCUCCAAGUCGGGGUAUCUUGAAAAGGCGUCUGUAUUACUCUUUGGCGAAGGCAAGAAGGAAGAGCUUCAGGAGACCGUCGAGAUGCUUCAUAUGGCGCUCUUUCUCUUCGUGGUCAUCUUCCUCCUCCUCUGCAUCGUCUUGCUCAAGCUCGGCACGGGAGUGCAGAACGAGUGGCGCGAGUUUGAACGCCGUUCCCCGUACCUCCCGGUGGUCGUCUCGGAUUUCUGCCUCGCGACCGAGCCCCCGACGACAUUUUGGGAAAAGUUCAACUACCGGCGCAUCCUGGAAGCAUCCAAGCGGCGUCGCGAGAUGGUCUACUUGAGUCUUCGUCGGCGGUUUGUCGAC
Molecule: messenger RNA, 690 nt
Organism: Saprolegnia parasitica CBS 223.65
Lineage: Eukaryota; Oomycota; Saprolegniomycetes; Saprolegniales; Saprolegniaceae
Exons: 5
Source: RefSeq, a predicted model, not a curated record